UUAAAAGUAUACAAAAAUAUUUUAAAAAUGUAGAAAAUUUAUUUUUGUAAAACAAGAAUAAACUCUAAAAAAUCUUAUGAAAAAUAUUUUCUCACUAGAUAGUAGACAUGACAUUUUUCUCCUGCAAUAUCUAAACAUAAGAUAUGAUAAAUAAUAAUAGGAGAAAAUAGUAAGCACUCAAGUUAACGAAUGCAAAGCAUUGCUGGGACACUCUAUAUAAACUGCCUUUACCCCCAUAACUCUACACUCGUCACCAAGCAAUAACUCAUAGCUCCCCGUGUUCUCUCCACCAUAUCCUCUUAGAAAAACAAAGAAGAAUAUGCCUUGUUGUUCAGUAACAAGAGAAAUAAUCUCCAAGUGCAUUGUGUACCCGGAGAAGAAGUCCACCGUGGCCGAUCUCCGUCUCUCAGUCUCUGAUCUUCCUAUGCUCUCAUGUCACUACAUUCAAAAAGGUGUGCUCCUCCCCACCCCUCCUCUCGACGACCUUGUCUCUUCUCUCCGCCGUUCUCUUUCCUCAGCCCUCUCCCUCUUCCCUCCUUUAGCCGGCCGUUUCUACACCAGCCCCUCCGGUCACAUUUACAUCACCUGCAACGACGCCGGGGCUGAUUUCGUCGCCGCUUCCGCCAAACACGUCACCGUCUCCGACGUUCUCUCUCCCGGCAAAGACGUUCCUCUCCUCGUCCGCGAGUUUUUCGUGUUCGAGCGUCUCGUUAGCUAUAACGGCCACCAUAAGCCUCUAGCAGCGGUCCAAGUGACGGAGCUAGAGGAUGGUGUGUUCGUGGGAUGCACCGUUAAUCACUGCGUUACAGACGGAACUUCCUUCUGGCACUUCUUCAACACCUUCGCUGACCUCACCAGCGGCAAGAUGAUCAAACACCUUCCUGAUUUCUCACGGCACACCGUCUUCGACUGCCCCCAAGUUCUGCCCAUCCCUCCCGGUGGUCCACGUGUAACCUUCGACGCGGAUCAGCCUAUCAGAGAGAGAAUAUUCCAUUUCAGCAGGGAAGCCAUUUCGAAACUCAAACAGAGGACUAACUACAACAAAGUUAACGGCAUGAAAUCUAACGGUAACGGAGGAGGGAAGAUAACGAAGAAGAAUCAGGAUCCAACGGCUGAGAUUUCGUCGUUCCAAUCUCUGAGUGCUCAGCUAUGGCGAUCCGUUACGCGAGCGAGGAACCUAGAUCCGAGCAAGACGACGACGUUUAGGAUGGCGGUAAACUGCCGGCACCGGCUGGAGCCUAAGAUGGAUCCUUACUACUUCGGGAACGCGAUACAGAGCAUACCGACGAUGGCGAGUGCGGGAGAUCUGCUAGCAAACGAUCUCCGAUGGUCCGCCGAUCAACUUCACAGGAACGUGGUGGCGCACGACGACGCGACGGUCCGCCGCGGAAUAGCAGACUGGGAGAGCAAUCCGAGGCUGUUCCCUCUGGGAAAUGCAGACGGUGCUUCGAUCACGAUGGGGAGCUCGCCGAGAUUCCCAAUGUACGACAACGAUUUCGGAUGGGGGAAGCCGUUAGCCGUGAGGAGCGGAGGAGCGAACAAAUUCGACGGGAAGAUCUCGGCGUUUCCAGGGAGAGAAGGGAACGGAAGCGUAGACCUGGAAGUGGUUCUCGCGCCGGAAACUAUGGCUCGCAUUGAGAACGAUCCCGACUUUAUGCAAUACGUCUCUGUCUGAAGUCUGUUUCGACUGAUGAAAUGAAACCCCUACCCCUACGUCGUCGUGUGUCGUUUCUAUUUAGUCAAUGGUCCCUUCUUAAUGUGACAACUAAUGUACAAAAUCCUGAACUUUUGUAUAUGAAGAAAGCGAGGUGGCAGAUGAUUGAAAAAGAUGUUUUCAUCAACGGCUCUCACAGCUAAAUCUGUCAUGUAAGAAGAUGGAAAUACUUUUUUCCAUGUUGUUUUAGAUGAUCUGGCAAUGAGAGCGCUGAUGAUAUGAUCUUCUUCAACCAA
This is a messenger RNA of Brassica rapa (field mustard), 1950 nucleotides long. RefSeq lists its product as uncharacterized. The record is from RefSeq and is a predicted model, not a curated record. NCBI's taxonomy places the organism in Eukaryota, Viridiplantae, Streptophyta, Magnoliopsida, Brassicales, Brassicaceae.